Molecule: messenger RNA, 846 nt
Organism: Seriola dumerili (greater amberjack)
Lineage: Eukaryota; Metazoa; Chordata; Actinopteri; Carangiformes; Carangidae
Product: zinc finger protein 180-like
Exons: 1
Source: RefSeq, a predicted model, not a curated record
CCAUAUAUUUGUGAAACAUGUGGGAAAGGUUUCAGAACUUCUUAUGAAUCCUUGGUCCAUAUGAGAACCCAUACAAGUGAGAAGCUGUAUACCUGCAACACUUGUGGGAAGACAUUUAGUAACAACUAUGACUUGACAAAGCAUACAAGAAUCCACACAGGUGAAAAGCCAUAUUUUUGUGAAGCAUGUGGGAAAAGUUUCCGGACUUCUUACGAAUCCUUGGUCCAUAUGACAACCCACACAGGUGAGAAGCCGUACACCUGCCACACCUGUGGGAAAAAAUAUUAUUACCAGUCAGCCUUGAGUAAGCAUACAAGAACCCACACAGGUGAAAAGCCUUACACCUGCAACACCUGUGGGAAAAAAUUUAGUAACAAGUCAGACUUGAUUAAGCAUACAAGAACCCACACAGGCGAGAAGCCACAUUCUUGUGAAACAUGUAGGAAAAGAUUUGCCACUCGAAAAAACUUGUUGGUCCACAUGAGAAUCCACACAGGUGAAAAGCCGUAUUCUUGUAAAAUUUGUGGGAAAAAUUUCAGAACUUCUUAUGAAUCCUUGGUCCAUAUGAGAACCCACACAGGUGAGAAACCGUACACCUGCAACACAUCAGGCUUGAGUGUGCAUACAAAAACCCACACAGAUGAAAUGCAGAACACUUGCAACACCUGUGGGAAAAAAUGUAGCGACCAGUCAGCCUUGCGUAAACAUAGAAGAACCCACACAGGUGAGAAGCCAUACACCUGCAAUACAUGGGAAAAAAUUUAGUUACAAGUCAGACUUGAGUAAGCAUAGAAGAACCCGCAAAGGUGAGAAGCUGUACCUCUGUCACAUCUGUGGGGAAAGAUU